AUGAAAAUUGAAAGGCCAAUAGAAAGGCGGUUCUCACAGCCUCCAGAAAAUAUUUCAAAUAUCAUAAGGCAUCUAACGGAUCUUCCCGAAGAGGACAUAUAUGCCUAUCUAAACAAUUUGAAAGAGUGGAAAUACACAAAAACAGACCUCCUGUACUGGGUGGAUGUUUUAGAUAGAUUUGAUGCGAUACUGAAGAACAUCUCCACGACGUACAGCUUGGAGCAAUUUCAAAAUCAUCCCAUGAAAGAGACAGACAAGGAAACAGUGCAUGCAAUUCUGCAGUUCCAGAAGCUGCUGGUUGAGAACAGCUCCAACAAGAGCCUUUUCAGCUCGUUUGACGUGAUAGAGCCGUACAUCUACUCGUUUGAGCUCGAGCUUGUGGUCGAUGCUCUCUAUCUUGUGUCGUUCUUCGCCUCCAAGAUACACAUCCAGAGAUCGAUCAAAACAAGCAUGAACCUAAUGAAGAUGGACACACUGAAGAUCCUGAUUGAAAGAGUGAAGGAAAAACCGCACCCCAUAUACACGUACUACGACGAGCACACAAACACGUGCAAGCGAGUGAACAUUAAGAAAGCAGUCAAAAAGGGGCUGUACGGCCUUUCAGAUAAGACAGUGCCAAAACAGGAAAUCCGCAGAUUUAUUCACGCAAUCAGAUCGCACGAGCUGAUCGAGCAGCUGGACAAAUUAAAGAUAAUUCGCCUGCUCGCAUUCAGCGCGCUGGUCUACUACAACUACUCGGAUCUUCCCAUAGACUCAGAGUUCAUCAGCAGAGACAUCCCAGAGACUCUGAACAUCAUCAACACGGAGAGCUACAAAAUGAGAGAGGCAGCAGUGGUGAUGAUAGAUGCGAUUUUCAGAAUGAGAAUACGGCACUCUGCAGUGAUCGCAGCAAUGAAUGCACAGUCGCACGAGGGCAUGAUAAUGAACCUGCUAAAACACGUGAUCAAUGAAGAUGUCCCAGAGCAUUUCUCAGUGGCAUUUUUCAACUUCCUCAGCUCCUGCUUUGCCUCUGCUCCGUGCGUCUCUGCCCUGUUCUCUGCAGGAAUUGUCCAGUAUGUGUGCAACACUCUCAAAGACAGAUCUGACAUCUCGUACAGAAAAAAGAUGCGGUUGGUGAUGGGCGCAAACACCUUCUUGUUCACGCUUCCUGCGCCCUUCACAUGGUUUAUAUCUGAGAAUGGCGUGGGAAUACUUUCCAAGGAGCUCCUGAAGUCCGUUGAAACAGUGCUGGGCAAUCUGAAGGACCACGAUUUGCUGCUGUACAUAAACUCGAUCAUGAAAAUUAUUUCGCAGCUGUUCAAGAACAUAGGAACAGUGGAGGCAAUGCGCGGGUUUCUGGAGGGCGAGUUUCCUCGCGCGAUUAACCUGGUGCUCUUCCACUCAGACGAGUUUACGCCUUCCAUUUUGGCGUAUUUGUUCUCUGCAGUUGCUGACUACAUCCACAAUGAGCCAUCGAAUUUGCCGUUUAUCAUUGAGGCGGGAAUAUUCGAUGGAUUUGUGGAGUGCAUGAAGAAAGAGCUGCCUGCUUCGCCUGACCUGCUGCUGGAGCUCCCCAACCUGAUAGAAGCCUUCUUUUUGAACAGCGAGCUGAUUAAGAAGAUAGAAACAGAGAACAUCCUCGACAAAAUUUUCCAGAGUUUUGAAAUGAUCAAUCUGUGCAACACCAUUCUCUCGUAUGACAUCGCAAGGACAUACGGCAUAUUUUUGGAGAAUCUCGUGCGGCACUAUCCCGUGAUAUCAUCGACUGUAAAGGAAAAAAUAUACAACACAAUGAAAAAUCUGGAGAGUCUGAUACCGCACACGGAGCCAGAGCUGAUGCUUCUUCUGCUGGAGAAUCUGUUUAGAAUGGUGCACAGGGCUGUGUACAGGAAGACAACAAACAACCAGCUGAUCACAGACAAAGGCCUGCUGAACAACAGGAUAAUAACGAUGCUUACGCUGAUAGAAAUACCGCCGGACACAGAGCUGUACACGGACGUGAUGAGCAUACUGACAGAAGUGUUCAGCGAAGACCAGGCAUACGUUAUCUCGUACAUUGUCAAGUUUGUCGACAGAACAAUGAAGAAUAAAAUCACGCUGGAGAACAUCGAGAGAAUUAAAAGAAUUUUGCUAAUUGCAAACUAUCUCCUUUUUAGGACGGAAGAGAUCAACAAGCCCUUUGUAAAGCACUGCACGUCAAAAGGGUUUCUCCAGAUCAUCAAGAGAAUCAGCCAGUACUUCAACAGCCUGAAGGACAAAAUCACGUUUGCGAACAAACAGUACAACGAAACACUGAUCAACCUCUACUACUCUUUCACCCUGGGGAUACUGAAGAACUCGUACACGGUUAAAGACGCGACAAAGCAGUAUUUGAAAAUAUUUGACAUUUUGAUCACAGAGGCGAUUGAAAAGACAAACCAGAAGGACUUUGCAGACUAUGCGACGCACAUGCACGGGAUCAAGAACUACCUCCUUUUGGACAAAGACACAAGCACAUACCCCUCAACGCACUAUUUUUCCGUUACGCACGACUAUCUUAUCGGCAGAAACAUCAGCAAAAUACUGCAAGAUCACGCCAAAGCUCUGAUCUGCAUGCAGCAAACAAUGGAUCCGCUGGUUGUGAAGAAGGCAGUGUCUUCGAUUCUUGAAGUUCUCUCGAUCUACAGCAGAGGAAUAAGCAAUCUGUUCGUGCCAAAUGCGCAAAAUGCACAAAAGUCGAGAAACCAAGAAAUAGAAGAAGACACUCUCAUAAUAACGGAGCUUCUUCUCUCGUACAUAGACAAGAACAGCAUAGAGCACCUCCUCAGCAUUGUAAAAACAGCGUUCUAUCUGACCCUGAAGAAAAAGAUCCCAAAGGAAACAGAAAGAGAAAAUGAGAACACUCCAGAGUACAAGAGAAGAGACUGUUUGGGGUCGUUUUUUAUUUCUGUGUUUUUGUCGCUGCCCAAAGAGGAAACAGAGAACGUGCUGAAUGCAGACAUAUUUACUAUUCUGGUAAAAAACAAAAAAACUUUCAAACAGGUGUACAACAAGCAGUGCUACGAUCUGCUGAGAUACGCAGCAGUGAAGGAGUACAACGUGUACAUGCAUCUUUUCAACUAUCUCCCAGAAAUGGUUGGGCAGGUUGGAGAGUCAAAAGACCCUUCGUUCCUGCAGCUGUUUUCGAUGGUGCUUACAUUCACUGCAAUGAAAGACACUUUGAAAAAAACAAAUCUUCUGUCUCGGGCUGCAGGAGAGAUACGAAUGCACGAAACAGCAGACGCAGCAGUGCUAGAAGCCCAGGGCAUUGUUCUCCUGGCCGUGGUGAAGCUGAAAAUAGAAUACGAGCUGAAUAUAGUAGUAGAAGACCCUAUGGGCAUACUGAACAGAAUGUACGCAGCCUUGGAAAACAGCGAGUCAAAAGAAAGCCUUCUAAUUCUGAUUAAUCUGAUCAUCAGGAGAAUGACGGAGAGCAGAGAGGCAGUCAGUGAAACAGUGGAGACAAUCAUCAAAAGCAAACACGUGGGCAAGUUCAGAAUGUACACGACACACACGACAUGCAGCAAUUUGAGGAGCACCAUUUUCUACUCUAUUUCGACUUUUCUCAGAUACAUAGCAGAUAAUUUUGAAUACGUUAACCUAGGAUGGGACGACAUCAGACACAAGCUGCCAGAUGAUGCAGCACAGAACAGCAACAGCACAGGCAAUACGAACGCAGACAGUCUGGAAAUAACAGAGGCUGCGUUGGAAACACUUUCAGACGGGUUGUUCACUAAAAAGAUAAAGGUGUACCCGAACAUCAAAACAGAAACAUUCGGAAUACUUUUUAAGACAGCAUCAGACAAUGUGAUGGAGCGCAUUGCGAGAACACACUCGCUCUGUCUUCUUGUCUCGGCAUUCCCACAGCUGCUUUCUUCGUUGGAUGAGAGUGAUUACGCACAUUUGGACAGACAUCUGCAGGCACACGCAGGGUAUGCUAAGUCACUGAAACAAAGUCAGGUGCCAGAAGAAGAGAAAUCGCUGGCGCACUGGUCUGGACACUUAAUCAUCGUCAUUUUCAAUUACUCAACAUGCGUGGAGAUCAAGUCAUAUCUGCUGAAGAAGAUUCUCUCCAUGCUUUCAGAGUCAGUUACAAACACCGUGAUAUUUUCUGAGCUCAUCCAGGAGCUGCUUGUCACGAGGUUCAGCAAAAAUACCUUUGAGGAGAACACUAAGCUGAUCAAAAAAAUGAACGCACUGGAUGCAAUCAUCAAAAGCACAAUGGAGAUAGACGAAAGAAGGAAAGACUACUCGAAGGUAAUAGACAUACUCACCAGGCCAAUUGAAUACAUCACGAGAAUACUGGCAGUGGACGAAACAGAGGCAUUCUAUGAAGAGGUCAGCCAGUCAGAAGAAGAAGUGUUCUUUGAAGACAUUGAUGAAGGAUACAUGGAAGACUUUGACACAGACGAAACAAUGGACAGCGACCAGGUGGUCUAUGAUGACACGGAAGAGCACUCGCAUGAGAUAGCAGAAGAAAGCACAGAAGACUCGCAGACAGUGUACACCUCCGAGUCAAAUAACUACGAAGAGUAUGUCAUAUCAGAAGAAGAGGAGAUAUCAGAGAGCCAGUCAAGCAGCAGCGAGCCAAACAAGAAAAAUGAGUUCUUAAAGUCCCUGAACAUGCCGUCAACCUCUAAGCUCCUGGUCGAAGAGAUGGACGUGCUUCUGGAUGGAGAAAAAACAACCUUCGUGCAGAAAAUACUGGAAAGCAUUGUCCUCUCUACACUCCAGGAGAAAGAGCCCAUGAAAGAGCCGCUAAAAGACAGCGCAGAUUUUGAGAACAACUUUGAAGAUGCUUUUAACGGUAAUGAUGAAGAGACUCUGUUGGAAAUAGGCGAUACGCACUCAGAGGACACAGACUACGAGGAGUACGGUGACUACAACGAAGAGUACGAAGACGAAGAAAGCUUUGCAACAGGAGAAGAAAUAGUGAUAGGCGACGAGAACGGAGAAGUGCCCGUGUUGGAUGUUGAGAUACUGAACAAUCUGCCCCUCGAUAUAUUGGAAGAUACGGUUUUCCAGUUCUACCAGGACAGAAUCGCAUCCAGCACAGAGUACAGGCCAAUAAGCCUGCACUUCCUCAACAGGCUGAGGGAAGAGGUUCGCAGCUUAUUCGAAGAGCAGGAGACGAGAUACAUGGAAACUUUUGCAGGAGAAGCCCCCAGAAGAGAAGAAAAAAAAAAGAAAGUGCAGGAGAUACCUUUCAUUGCAGAAAGAGACGCGUCUGCUUCUGUCGCAGCUGAGCUAGUGGCUGAGUUCAUACGGAUGAUCCUGCAGUGCACCAACAGACGGCAUCUCUACAGAAUUCUCCACAAUAUCUCAGCAAAUAAAAGCAUCCGAGAAAGCGUGGUUUCUGUGCUUGUAGGAAGCAUCAGCCAAAUAUCAGGGGCUGUGGGUCCUGGAGUCAGCGGGAAUAUGUCUCCAUUUGGAAAUUCAAGCAGCAGCAACAUCAAUGCAAACUACAAUGUUUCUCCAGGCAGCGCCCUUGCAACCUACACGAACAGCGAAGUGCUCCCUGAUGUUAUUGUAAAGAGGAGCUACGAAGCACUGACUUAUCUCUGCACAAAGUCCUCUGAUUUUACAACGGUAUUCAGCGGGAAUGUAGAGUUGAUCAAUCAGAUACUGAACAGCAUGAGCAAAAGAACACUCGCUGAAAGCACCAAGCUAAUCAGCACGCUGGGAGACGGGUUCAAAAACGACAGAGUAUCGGAGAAUGACCACAGCAGAGUGAAUAUCCAGAAAUUCAUCGAGCUUUUGGAGUAUGAUAUGACAGAUGAUACGUUCACAUACUUCUCAGACUUUAUCAGCAAAACAGAAAAGUUUUACCGGAUGGUCUAUCUGAACUACCUGAUGGCUGGCAGCGCCAGGCUCCUGGACGAGUACAUGAGCAGGAAAAACGAGUUUAACAGCCAGACAAACCAUAAGAGCAUUAUGCGCCUCGUACGGAUGGUGAGUCUCGUGGCAAUACUUGGCGUAACAGAUGAGCACCUUGACGGGCUGCUGAACAUCAGAGAAAUGCCGUUCUGGGCACACUAUUUCAGCUGCAUUCUACCGCGAGAGAGAGAGUCUCUUUUUCCCUCUUCCCUUUUGCCGAUGUUCAAGGCUUUUAUUAUCGUGCACUCGAUAGAAAAAUACGUUGGAAGAAACAGCGAGAAUGUGAACGAGUUUGCAAAAAUAACAACAGAGCCAUCUAUCUACCACGCAGUCAUAGAGCAGGAGAAAGACCUGAUCAACUCUUUCAUCCAGGCCGAUCCUGAUCUGCUGUUUAUGUCGUUCUCCGGGCUGCAGAAGAAAAUACUCGAUUUCGACAAUAAAAGAAUUUUCUUCUACAAAAAGAUAAGAGGAAGCGUGCAGCAAAAGACCACUGUGCCUUUGAUGGUGCAGCGGGGGGCAGUCUUUGAAGACACAUUCCACCAGCUGAUGCGCCUCGCAGGGGAGCAGGUGAGACACGCGAAGUUCAACAUAAAGUUUGUGGGCGAAGAAGGCGUGGAUGCAGGCGGCUUGACGAGAGAGUGGUACUCCGAGCUGAGCAAGGAAAUGUUCAACCCGAACUAUGCGCUGUUCACGCCAAUAGGAGCAUCGUACCAGCCAAACCACAACAGCCACAUAAAUCCAGAGCAUUUGGUGUACUUCAAGUUCAUUGGGAGAAUAAUCGGAAAAGCUGUCUAUGACGAAAUGACAGUUGACUGCCAUUUUACGCGGGCAUUUUACAAGCGCGUGCUGGACAUACCUGUAGACUUAAGCGACGUGGAGACUUUGGAUCCAGAAUUCUACCGGUCUCUUGUGUGGAUACUGGAAAAUGACAUCGAGAAUGUUCUGGAAAUGACGUUUUCAAUGGAGCAGGACAGAUUUGGAAUAACAGAGAUUAUCGAUCUGAAGGAGAACGGAAGGAACAUUGCGCUUACGAACCACAACAAAAGAGAAUACGUCGAGCUGAUCUGCGGAUUUAAGCUUGUCCGAGUUGUAGAAAGACAAUUAGCAGCUUUUAUUGAAGGAUUCUUUGAAAUUCUCGACAGAGAUCUGCUGAAAAUGUUCAAUGAAAAAGAGGUUGAGCUUCUGAUCAGCGGUUUGCCCGAGAUAGACGUUGAUGACUGGCGCAACAACUCGAUAUACAUCGGGUACACCUCAGAGUCGCAGGUUAUUCGGUGGUACUGGAGGGCAGUGCGCAAUUUCUCGAUGGAGGAAAGAGCCAAGCUACUGCAGUUUGCAACAGGAACAUCGAAACUGCCGCUUGAAGGAUUUGCAGGGCUGCGGUGCCAAAAUGGAAACCAGAAGUUCCAAAUACACAAGGCUUCAGGAAGCUCAACAAGGCUCCCCACAGCACACACGUGUUUCAAUCAGCUGGACCUCCCAGAGUACGACUCGUACGAACAGCUCGUCAAAGCUCUUUUGUUCUCAAUUGAAGAAUGCUCGAGUGGGUUUGGUUUUGCCUAG
Messenger RNA from Nematocida minor, 7434 nucleotides. Its product is annotated as E3 ubiquitin-protein ligase HUWE1. Bases 1 to 7434 code for a protein of 2477 amino acids. Gene Ontology annotation, molecular function: ubiquitin-protein transferase activity. NCBI's taxonomy places the organism in Eukaryota, Fungi, Microsporidia. Gene Ontology annotation, biological process: protein polyubiquitination; positive regulation of protein catabolic process; proteasome-mediated ubiquitin-dependent protein catabolic process. The record is from RefSeq and is a predicted model, not a curated record. The transcript has a single exon.